Molecule: messenger RNA, 781 nt
Organism: Morone saxatilis (striped sea-bass)
Lineage: Eukaryota; Metazoa; Chordata; Actinopteri; Moronidae
Product: DELTA-stichotoxin-Hmg2b-like
Exons: 3
Coding region: 83-616 (177 amino acids)
Biological process (GO): monoatomic cation transport; cytolysis in another organism; pore complex assembly
Cellular component (GO): pore complex
Molecular function (GO): channel activity
Source: RefSeq, a predicted model, not a curated record
CAAACUCAGACCUGUUUUCAGAGGACUCUCUACCACCCUGUGUGUGUGACAUAAAGCAAAUCGUCAUCCAGCAGCCGUCAACAUGCCUGAGACUGCAGAGUCCCACGCUGUCGCCCUCACCACCAACCGCAACUGUGUCAUAGAGAUCACCAAUGUCAGCGCUACCUUCUGUCUCGUCAACCCAAAGGUGUACAUGGAAAGCGGCUUCGUCUUUAGCCCCCCACAGCCCACUGUGCGCACCACCAAGACUGAGGUGUGCUCCUUCACCAAGGAUGACAACACAGCAUCGGGAGCUGUGGGCGUCCUGACCUACGAGCUGUUUGACAUGCGCAAUCGCCACUGCAACGAGCUGAUGGCCGUCAUGUUCUCGGUGCCGUUCGACUAUAACUUCUACAAGAACUGGCUCGGGGUGGGCAUCUUCGAGCACACGAGAGCGUGCGAUGAGAAGCUGUAUGACCACAUGUACAAGGGAAAGGAUUUCACCAACUUUGUGCGCCACGAGGCUGACGGCUCAGGGGUGAUGUACAAGGGAAGGAUGGUGGACGUAAGGGCCUGCAUGUCCGAUGAGGGCAGGUCAAUUAUUAAACUGGAGCUGUAUGACAAGAUGGGCAGAUGAGUCUCUUUGUGGUGCUGUGAAAAUAAAAGGUUGAGCAUCGAAUGAGUUCAUUGGUGUGGAGUAAAUUGUAAGAACACAGCCGAUGCACAUAUUUCUGAAAACCUACAUGCAACUUGUCUGUCAUUCAUGUCAUGUAACGGUGCUUUAAAUGAAUAAAAAACAAUA